Coccomyxa subellipsoidea C-169 is the source of this 755-nucleotide messenger RNA. RefSeq lists its product as hypothetical. NCBI's taxonomy places the organism in Eukaryota, Viridiplantae, Chlorophyta, Trebouxiophyceae, Coccomyxaceae. The transcript has 5 exons. Bases 16 to 618 code for a protein of 200 amino acids. The record is from RefSeq and is a predicted model, not a curated record.
AGCGAGCUGCGAGCGAUGCGGCAGCAGCUCAAAGAGCUCGACCUGGCCGCCCCAGCUGCUCUAAGCCCCGAGGAGCAGCAGCGUGUGUUCCUGGAGGUGCGGGGUGAGCUGCGCGCGGAGGCUGGCUUCAAAUCCCUGUUGGAGGCCACCCCCGGCAUCACCGCCGGCACCAGCUGGCCCCUCGUCAAGCGCAAGAUGUGGACGGACCCGCGGUUUGAGGCGGUGCCGGAGCCGCGGCGCGUGGCGCUGUUCCGCGAGUUCAAGGCGCUGCUGAGCGAGGUGGAGGCCUACCAGCGCUCACAAGCCUCCAAGAAGGCCGAGGCCGACCGCGCAGCCGCAGAGACCGAGGCCAAGCGUGCCGCCGCCGAAGCCAAGGCCAAGAAGGACAAUCUUGGAGGCCUGCAGGAUGAGCAGGCGCGGCUGAAAGCAGAGUACGACCGCAUGGAGGCGAAGCUGCGCGACAUGGAGGCGCGGCUGAAGCUGAAGGAGGCCUCGCUCUUUGAGGCCGGGGGCGUCGCUGCGACAGCCGCGCGCGACCGCGAGGGCAAUGUGGUCUUCCGAUUUGACGAGCAGAAGGAGGAGCCUUCCCUCAAUGGCAGUGGGCUGCCCAAGCACUGAAGCUGAACCUGGCAGGGGGCCGCACACCCUGGAUCCUGCUGCUGACAUCAACAGCAACUUGCAUUUGUAUUUUUCAAGUCCAAGAAUGCUUUGGCGAGGCACAUGGACAUGCAGAUGACAGGGGCAAGUACAGUAUG